Tetrahymena thermophila SB210 is the source of this 2850-nucleotide messenger RNA. RefSeq lists its product as hypothetical. Lineage: Eukaryota; Ciliophora; Oligohymenophorea; Hymenostomatida; Tetrahymenidae. The record is from RefSeq and is a predicted model, not a curated record. The transcript has a single exon.
AUGUUGUAAAUGGUUUACUGUUAUCAAUAUGUUCCAAUACCAUAAUAUUCUCAGAAUAAGAGCUUAGAAAGUUCAUAGAAUCAAGAUCCAAUUUCUGUUUAAGGGAUACCUGAUGCUGGAAAGAACAGUGCACAAUCUGAUUAAUAUAAUAUGAAUAAUCAAAAUAAUGAGGUAUAUGAUCAUAAAAGCACGUGCCAUCCAAUCAAUGAUUACCGCACUUACUUCUAAAAUCCUACUUAAUAGAAGGAAGUGAACUUAUACAAUCCCAGAAUGAUGUAUUGCAUGCCAUAAUAUAUGCAGUAUUACACUAAUCAAAAUCUAAAUUAUCCCUAAUAAUGCUAUUAGAUAAUAUAAACUGGGAGUCAAUAAUAUUAAAUAGGCUUGAAUAGCUAAAACAAUAGUAAUUAUCAAAAUUCAUUCACUAACGAAAUUAGAAAUCAACCCACAUAAUAUACAGGAUAAUAAAUACCUCCAUAAGAAUAGUAAAGUCAUGACAAAUAAAAAUCUCCUUCUAUUUUUAGUCAUGAAGAUAAUGCAAAAACUAUAUUAAAUAAACAAAUUAAAAUUGAUUAAAAUCGCGAAAACAGUAAUUAUUUUAUUAAUAAAAAUAUAAUUGCAUUUCAUGAAAAUAUAGCCUCGAAAUAAAUGGAGCUGUUAAACUCUGCAAGAAUUGACGAAGACUAUGAGAUUGAACAAGAUAACAAAUAUGAAUUUACAUAAGACAGAAGUAUAAUUAAGAAAAAUGUAAUACAACAAACUAAAAAAGAAGAAGAACAAGCCAGCCUAAAUAUAUAAUAACCAAUAAAUCAAGGUGUUUUUAAAUUAUUUAAAAAGCCAUAAAUUUAAUCAUCAAGCAUCUCUGAAAAUUCUAUAAGCAGCUUUGAUAAAAUUAAUAUCUUGAAUAGCUAAAAUGAAAAAAACCUAAAUUCUAUUAUAUUCCCUGAACAGAAUUGGUAAAAAGAAGAUAUCAAAUAAGAAUUUUAUUAUUUACAAAGUAAUGAUGAAUUUUAAAAAAAUAAUAAAGAAGGGGAUAUAAAAAAGAAAAUUACCUUUAAACAAAAUUUUUCACCCUAAAAAGUUGAAUUAAUUUAAAAAGAAAAAGUUAACAAAAAUUAAUUGAAAGCCAAUUAAUAGAAUAUACAAGCAAACAAUUUCAGAUUAACUCCAGAUUAACUUUAAAUAAAAAAUCAAAAUUGCGCUAUUAUUAAAAACGAAGAUUAUGAAAAAUACUCCGAUUAAUAAUGUAAAACCUACAAUUUAGAUGAGCGCUUUGAUGAAUUAGAACAUUUCUUACCCAAUUUAUCAAAACACGAAAUAUAGAAUGAGAAAAUUGUUGAUAAAAUUAGCAAAAAUAUUAAAAAAAGCAAAAGCGAGCUAAGUGUAAGUGUUAAAUAAAGUGCAUAACGUAAGCUGAAUUCAAAAAAAGUAAUUUAGAACAGCAAAUAGAAAAUUGAGAAAAUUCAUAAAAUUCAUUAAUAAGCACAAGCUAAAAAUGAAGCUAGCCAAUAAUAAAUACAAGAAAAUAAAUUAACUGCCACUAAAUAAAAACUUGCAAAAAAAUAUGACUAGCCUUAGGAUAGCUCGAAAAAGUUAAAAUUCAAAAAUAUCAAUGAAUAAUGGUAAAAAGAAUAGUAAUAGCUAAUGUUUCCAGCUAAAUUUUAAUCAAAACAAUCAAAGAUAAAUGAAUUAAAUUUAUCUAAAGCUCCAAUAGAUAUAUGCAAUUAAAACCCGCUAUCUAUAAAAAUAAACUAAAAUCACUCUUGUGAUCAUGUUCUUGAAUAAUAAAAUGACGAUUUAAAAUAUUCAGAGCCAAACCAAAAUAAUAUUUGUGAUUUCCAGAAUAGUAAUCAGUUAAUUGAUGGAAGUUAUUUAAAUUAAGUAAAUAACAUAUUAUCUUAAUAAAAAAAAGAAAAGUAAAUUUAAAAAUCUGAACAAGAACUUCAAAAAAGUUAAGAUAGCGAACAAAAUGAAUAUUUAAUAAAAGAUUAUUUAAAAAUCUAAAAGAGCAAUAGUGGAGAUGAUGAUAAUGAUUAAGCUAAAAGAACUCGAAUUAUUUUUUCUAAGAAUUUACUAAAUAAUUCAAAUAAUGAUAAUUCCUCUGCUAUUAAAGGCCUAAGAGUUUUAAAAGAAGAUAUAGAUUAGUGUGAAUUCUAAUUGAGCAGCGAUAUACCUAAUUAAACUAUCUAGUUUUAAUGUAAGUAAUAAAAAAAUUGUGAAAAUCAACAAAAUUAAGAUAAUAAGAAUAGUAUGAUAUCAAAAGAAAAUUUAUAAAUUAAAAACUUAAUAAUAGACGCAAAUCAAAAAGAACACCAGUAAGAAAGCAUAAGCGAAAACCCAAUAGAAAUAGAAAUCGAAGAUUUAGAUAGCCAAGUUGAUGAUGACUAAAUAUUCUAGGAUAAUUAGCACUAAUAGAGUAGCUAAGAAGAUGAAGAUAACUAAAUGAGUAAAGUUGCAAUAGGCAAUGCCUCUAAAAAUAUUUUAAAGGCAUUUUAAAAGUACAUAUCCAACCAUGAAAAGUUUUCAUAAUGCACGAUUAGCUCUUUGAAUAGAAUGUAUCAAAGAAAUACUUUGAGCAACUUAUUGCUCAUAAAGAUCUAUUUGAAUCAGCGCUAUAAAAAAUUGAUGAACGAAUUUAUCGAAUCAUAUGCUUAGGAUUGGUUGAUUCAGAGCAAAGUGUAAAAUCUAGAAAUCCAUCUUAAGAUUUUGGAAGAAUUAAAAAAUAAUAAUGUUUCUAUUUUAAAAACAAAAAAAAAAAAAUAUUAACGCAAAAAAAUAACUGAAUUUAAUAAUCAUGCCAAGAGAAAAAAUUCAUAGCAAAGCAAUAAAACAGCAACAAUCAACGAAAAUUGA